Molecule: messenger RNA, 2168 nt
Organism: Dreissena polymorpha
Lineage: Eukaryota; Metazoa; Mollusca; Bivalvia; Myida; Dreissenidae
Product: transient receptor potential cation channel subfamily M member-like 2
Exons: 17
Coding region: 9-2168 (719 amino acids)
Biological process (GO): monoatomic cation transmembrane transport
Cellular component (GO): membrane
Molecular function (GO): monoatomic cation channel activity
Source: RefSeq, a predicted model, not a curated record
CGAUCGCCAUGGCUCUGAUAACAUAUAAUUUGUUGAAGGCUGUGGAACGACAAACAGACGACAAAGUGCUAAAGACUGAAAUUCAGAAAUACAUUAAAAAAUCAUCUGCUAUGGCGACGGGUAUUCUAAACGAAUGUGCCCAGAGUGAUGACACAUACACGAAUCAGAUAUUAACGCUAGAGAUACAAUUUUGGCAGAUGACAUGCAUAGAAUUGGCUAUAAAAUCGAAACACAUGGAAUUCCUUGACCAGCUAGCAGUCCGCAAUCUGUUUGGAACUGUUUGGAAUGGAAAACUCGAGGAUACAACUACGUUGAAGUUUUUCUCUUGUUUAAUGUGUCCAGCGUUAUCGCUAAAACUAUUGAAUUACAAAACGGACAAAAGUACGACCCACGACAACCCAGGCGAACAACCAGCACCGAAAAAGAUCUGUGCAAACCUUGGCAAGAUCAAGGACUUCUUACAAGCUUCAAAAACAAAACUUGCGUAUAAUUUGAUAUCGUAUGUGAUGUUUCUGAGCCUUUUCGCGUACGUACUGCUGUUUGAUCUCGCAUCAACGAUCUCGAACUUGGAAUAUGUAUUGAUGACAUGGGUAUUGGCUAUACUGGGAGAAGAAAUAAGACAGAUGGCUACGUCGAAUGAGAAAAAAGAGUACUUCUCGAAUGGAUGGAAUAUCAUUGAUAUGUGUACAAUCGCCAUGUUUUUUAUCGGAUUUGGACUGCGAUUCAAACACUUUCAAGACGCGUUGGAUUGGCCCAGAGUCGUGCUUGCUGUCGAUUUUGUAGCAUUCUUCUUCAGACUGAUCCACAUCUUCUCUGUUCAAAAUGUCCUUGGUCCCAAACUUAUUAUGAUUCAACAAAUGUUAAAGGACCUGGUGUAUUUCCUUGUUAUUUUGGUGGUGUUUGUAUUAUCGUACGCGAUUGCGUCGCACUCCAUCCUCUUCCCUGAUUCUCCAUUUACUAGGGAAACAUUUCUACAAAUAAUAAGAAAGCCUUACUGGCAUCUUUAUGGAGAACUGUUUCUAGAAGAUACGGAAGGUUCUGCGGAUUGCACAACGGAUGUUAGGCUUUGGACAAACGGAAUAUAUCCGCGUUGUCCAAGCAAAACUGGACAGAUUGUGGUUCCAAUCAUGAUGGCGAUCUAUAUGCUUUUUACCAAUAUACUGCUUCUCAACCUUCUGAUUGCUAUGUUCAGUCACACAUUCGAGGCUAUUCAUAAGCGAUCGGAAUCGCUGUGGUGUUAUCAGCGAUACUUCAUACUAAAGGAGUACGGAAUGAGACCUGUUAUAUGUCCUCCUCUAAACAUAUGUUGGCACAUAUACGAUCUUGUCCAACGCGUGUGCUGUCGACACUCGACUGUAGAAGAUCCUCUUCGAUUUGAUAACGACGAAAAACGCUCAAACAGUGCUAGAACAGAUGCUAAAGAGUCAACAAUUAUUGAGAUAAAUUACGGCAUGCUUCAAGCUCAUUUACCUGAUCUGCAAAAGAGGGUCAGAACUCUUGUAUGCAAGGUGUAUGGUGAUGUGGACACGAUCGUUGAGAAGACUUAUAGCGAUGACGACGAUCCUCAUUUUGGACUUCGGAUAAUACAAAUGGCUAACACGUUGCAAUCGCUAUGGAAAGUGGUAUUUCCAUUUAGCAAUACAUCUUCCACCUUUCGCCUAGUAAAAUACUUGGAAGAAAAAAGCGAAAUAAGCUUUUACUGGAAGCACCUCGCAGAUAGUCAUACAAAGGAGACAAUGAAUACAAUUCAACAACAGAUAUGUGACCUUGAAACAAGAAUAGAUGUUUUGUAUAAUUUACCUCUUCACUUGUUACAAAGAAAUUCAUUCGAUAAAUACAUUGAGUCUGAAAAUAAAACCCAAUCUGAACGAACCGAAACGAUGAUAAAGACAAUAAAACGCAGACUCAAUUGUCUGACAAAACAGGAAGAGGAAUUUCGAAAUGCGAUCUCGACUCAGUUAAAAGACAUGAAAGCAGAAAUUAUGGAGUCAAAGACAAAACAGGAAGAGGAAUUUCGAAAUGCGAUCUCGACUCAGUUAAAAGACAUGAAAGCAGAAAUUAUGGAGUCAAAGUCAAAACAAGACGAGGUGUUCCAAAUUACGAUACUGAGUAAGAUUGAACAAGCGGCUGAGAGGGAGGAUGAGUUUAGACGCAAGGUGUACGUAUGA